ACAAGAAAAAGAAGAGGGAGGGAGAAGAGGAGGAUGGGCGCCUGCCCUCCCCUCUCCUCCUGGACCUCAAACAUUGCCCAGAAAUAAAUCCCGGGAAGUAGCCCCGCAAAACUCCGAGGUGAAUUUGCAGGAUGGAGUUUCACGGCCGCGCUGAGUGGGGCUCCCCCCCGCCCUGCUUCUGCCCAAGCUGACAAGGCAGCCCCCCCCCCCCAAAUCCACCCCGGAAAGGUGCAAAAAGAGAAGCCCACGAGGCAGCGCCGACCAGCCAGAGCCCGUCCCCUCCCUCUCUUCCUCCUCCAAUCCUCUCGAAAGGAGCCGGGGUGGCGAGGACAGCCAGCCGGGAGGCCGCCGGGGCUACGGGAGAGAGCAAAGGUGGGGAGGGCCGGCGAGGACGGAUUGGAAGGAGGCUUCCCUGGGGCCAGCCGAGAACUGGCAGCUUUGGAAGCAGAGGGAGAGCGAGCCACAGCCAAAGCUCCCCCCUCCCGGAGAGCCCAAGGAGGGGGCGGCUGGGGGAGGCUCCCUGCGCCCUCCCCCGCCGCGCACACGCACUCACACACACUCACACUCACACACGCGCCCGCGCGCACGCACACACACACUCACACACUCACAGCAGUCUGCUGUCGGCUGCCAGCUGCGAUCUCCUCCGCUCUCUCUCAGUCGCCUGGACUCCCCGAGCCCCUCUGAAAGCUGGGGCCGGGCGCGCACGCUUCUGCCGGGGAGCCCUGCGGAGAGGCCGGCCGCAGAGCCUCGGGGCCGGCCCGGGAGUUUAGCGUUCGCCCGGUGCUGCGGCCGAGGUUCGAGGUACCCUAACGCUCAAGGGGGCAGCUCCGGGCGCCCGGGCAGCCGAGUGCCCGGAGCAGGGGGAGCCUGCGGCGGGGCGCGGGGCCCGACAGCGCCCGGGGCGCUCUGAAGUUGCAGGGACACGCGCCAGAUGGCCGUGGCAAGAGGAACCGGAGGGGAGCGGUGGUGGCAACAGCGGCGGCAGCAGCAGCAGAGGCGGCGGCGGCGGCAGCAGCCCUAGGAAGCUUCGGCUCCCCAUGCGUUGAGCUGGGCACCGUGAAACAGGCGCUAGCAGUGCGCACGGCCCGGGGCGGCUGAACGGAGCGCUCCGAGCGCUCGGGACCCCCCCACCUCGCGCCCCGAUCCCGGCUCGGGACGGAAGCCGUAGGCCCCCUCCCCUCAUCUUUCCAGAACCUGAGUCGACCCUCUCUGCCGCCUGCCAGGGCUGGCUGCCUCCCCACCCCGCUUGCUGCCCAGAGGACUGAGAAGGGGAUUCCGGCGCGGGGUCGGGGAGGGGACGUCCCCUCGGUCCAUGGCUCGGGAGCCCCCCCGAGCUUGACCCGGGGCGCCCAGCCGCCCGCAGCUAGGGGAGAGCCGGUGCGCCCCGGGGAGGAGCCCGAAGGCAGGAGACGGAAGGACCUAGAUGGGUGAAGCGAGAGAGGCAGGUGGAGCAGCAACCUCGGCGCAGAGGGGAAGGCGGAGGCAGAGAGAGCGGGGCGGGCGCCGCAAGUUCCCGUGAGAGGCAGAUCCACAGACAGACAAACCCCUACACCGACCGAGAGACACCCAGAUACCAAAGAGCCGGGAAGCCCGGAGCGGCUGGUUUGGCAAAGCGCGCCCCGCCACAGCUUCGCUGCCUGCUCGGCACGGGCUACGAGCUAAAGAUCGAUUUUAUUUGCAAAUCUUUUGUAUACACUUUUUUCCCCCUUGGAAAGGGGAAGGGCGCGCAUUUGUUGGAGAACCCAGGACAGGGCUGGCCGGAGCGGGUGGGGAUCCUGCACGAAGGAACCGGCCUGCCCACCCGAGUCCUUCGCUUGGGGAGCUGGACAGACCGAGCUGGGCUGGGCCGGGCCGGGCCCCGGCCGAGAGGAGCGCGAAGGGGCCGGGCCACCGGAGUAUGGGACGGGCAGCGGCGUCUGCUCUCCGCACCUCGGACCUGAGGUUUUCCAGAACCUGAAGCUUCCCAGAGUGGCGAGGGAAAAAGACUGGAGAUUUCAGCAUUCUCCCCACCUCCACCCGCUCCCGCCCCCCGAAGAUUAAGCUCCCCUCCUUUUUUUUGUUCAAGACAAUUGCAAAUAAGUUAAGGAAAAAAAAAAGAAAAGCCACUUCUGGAUUCCUGGUUGUGAUAGUGAAGUUACCUCGCAUCUCUGCCCGACCUCAGGACACAGAUAGUACGGAGCAGAAGGCAGCGACGAUGCCCGACUCACCAGCUGAGGUGAAGACGCAGUCCAGGUCGACCCCCCCCAGCAUGCCUCCCCCACCUCCGGCCGUCACCCAGGGAGCCACCCGCCACCCUUCCUUCACACCAAACACAAAUCGAGAAGAUGGGCCUCCCACGUUUCUGCCCCCUGGCCGCUUUCAUGGCUGCUUGAAGUGGUCUAUGGUCUGUCUUUCUAGAGCGAGCGAGAGAGCGAGCGAGAGAGCGAGUGCGAGCGGGAGCGAACCUGAGCAGGCACGGGAGAGGCAGGGCUGCUGGCUUCCAGGACGACCCAAACACGGCGGGCAAGUGAUGAAUGGAAGUAGCCAUUCCCCGACGGCGAUCAAUGGAGCCCCAUCAACCCCCAACGGGUUCAGCAAUGGCCCAGCCACCUCUUCUACAGCCUCACUGUCCAACCAGCAGCUCCCGCCAGCCUGCGGUGCACGACAGCUCAGCAAACUCAAACGCUUCCUUACCACCCUGCAGCAGUUUGGGAAUGACAUCUCCCCUGAGAUUGGGGAACGGGUCCGCACCUUGGUGCUGGGGCUGGUGAAUUCAACCCUGACAAUUGAGGAGUUCCAUUCCAAACUCCAAGAAGCCACCAAUUUUCCUCUGCGUCCAUUUGUCAUUCCCUUUCUGAAGGCAAACCUGCCCUUACUGCAGCGGGAGCUCCUGCACUGUGCCCGCUUGGCCAAGCAGACCCCCGCCCAGUACCUGGCCCAACAUGAGCAGCUCCUUCUAGAUGCCAACGCUUCUUCUCCUAUCGACUCCUCCGAGCUUCUCCUGGAAGUCAAUGAGAAUGGCAAGAGGAGAACACCAGACAGGACCAAAGAGAAUGGGUUAGACCGAGACCCACUGCACCCUGAACACCUCAGCAAACGGCCAUGCACCCUGAGCCCUGCCCAGAGGUACAGCCCCAACAAUGGGCUGAGCCAUCAACCCAAUGGGCUGCCCCACCCCACACCUCCCCCACCUCAGCACUACCGCCUCGAGGACAUGGCCGUGGCCCACCACUACAGGGACACAUACCGGCCCCCUGACCCCCGAGAGCUGCGGGAGCGCCAUCGGCAAGUCGCUGUCCAUGGCUCCCGGCAAGAAGAAGUAAUUGACCACAGGCUCACAGACAGAGAGUGGGCAGAGGAGUGGAAGCACCUCAAUAAUCUCCUGAAUUGUAUCAUGGAUAUGGUGGAGAAGACGCGGCGCUCUCUCACGGUGCUGCGCCGAUGCCAGGAGGCUGACCGGGAGGAGCUCAACCACUGGAUCCGGCGCUAUAGCGACGCCGAAGACAUGAAGAAGGGCUCCAUCUCCGCCCCAUCCCGCCCACACAAUAGCUCCUCCAACUCAGAGGGUCCCCAAUUAGAAAGUCACCGGGAAUUUGUACCCCGGCCUCUAUCCGGUUAUAUGCCAGAAGAAAUCUGGAGAAAAGCUGAGGAAGCUGUGAAUGAGGUAAAGCGCCAGGCGAUGUCAGAGCUGCAGAAGGCCGUGUCGGACGCAGAACGCAAAGCCCACGAGCUCAUCACAACCGAGCGAGCGAAGAUGGAGCGGGCCCUGGCGGAGGCCAAGCGGCAGGCCUCCGAGGACGCCCUGACCGUAGUCAAUCAGCAGGAAGACUCCAGCGAGAGCUGUUGGAACUGUGGGCGCAAAGCCAGUGAGACCUGCAGCGGCUGCAACACCGCCCGCUACUGCGGCUCCUUCUGCCAGCACAAGGACUGGGAGAAACACCACCACGUGUGUGGCCAGACACUGCAGGGCCUGCAGGCGGCCGCGGGCCCCAGCCCGGCCAACGGGGUGGGCCCCAGCCAGCCGGACGUGGUGGCCGUGGCCGUGGCCGCCAGCCCCAGCGAGACCAGCUCGGCGGCCGCCUCCCGCUCGGGCACCCCGGCCACCCCGGCCCCCCUGGAGACCGCCUCCCGCUAGCCCCACCCAGGGAGGAGAUCAAAGGGAAUCUGAGAAUCUACAAAAGUCACUGCUGCUACUGCUUUUCUCCAAAAGAAAAAAAACUGCAUUCAAUGCAACUUCCUCAGCUACCUGACGAUUUCAUUCGACCUCCAAACGACCUCUAUCUCUUCGAGUGAUCCUCACAGAUCUUCAAAACUGGGCUUUAAAAGUGGAUUUCACAAAGAAAGUACAAACCUUCUUCUCCGUUAAUGUCUUUCUCUGUCUUGUCAAUUUCCCUCUCGUCUCUCUCUCUCUCCUCUCUCUCUUUCUCUCUCUCCUCUCUCUUUCUCUCUCCCACACUUUCUUGUUUUAUUUUUUUUUUUUAAUAAUUUGGUGGCUUAUAUUUUCAGUGAAGAAUUUUGUUUGGGGAGGGUGGGUGGAGGGGAGCUUGUUCCUUGGUUUGGGCUUGUGUUUGUUUUUUUUUCCCAAGAAGAGCUACUCAGAAAUGGACAAAGAAAACUGUGGGAUUUUCAUUUUUGAGUGUGUUUUUUUUUCAAUGAAAAGGGAAAAAGAACUGUUCUUUUUAUAGCUGGAUAUUCUGCCAAAUUGCCCCCUGUGUGAUGGGAGGGGCAGGUGCAGCAAAGACGGUAAGAAAGAUUACAAUUUCUGAUGCAAGAAAUGUUUUUGGUUUUAUUUUUAGUUUAUUUUUUUCAUUUUUUUUAAAUGUCAAACUCUUUGGCUUUAAGUAAAAAUCCAAAAAGAUUUUUAAAAACAAAAGUAAAGGAAGCUUACUUGUAAACUACCUUGCUAGCUAGCCAAGAAUACCAGAUACACCUCUGCUCCAAAGGAAAUCCAAAAAGCAAACUCUCACAAGAAAACCAAUCCAGACUCCUUUUUGUCACUGCCAAAGUAUUUUUUUUUCUGUUUUAUUCCUCUUGGGUUUGUUUGAUUUAGGGCUGGUUGGUUGGUUUGGGGUUCUUGGUUGGGGUUUUGCAUUUUUCACAGGGGAAAAAACCCCAGCUCUUUUUUAUUUUUUUAUUUUAUUUUAUUUUUUGGUCAAACAAGGACACUCAUUUGUCCCAACCAAACAAUGAUGACUACUCAACUGGUGAGUCAUUGGUACCAGCAGUGAAGAAUAAGGCCCCCAGCCCUAUUUUACCAGCUCAGCUCUCAGGCUUUGGAUCUCCCUGACCCCACCCCACCUUUCUGCCAGACUAUGGGAUUUGCAUCCGUGGCUUCAGAGUUUGGUUAUUAGACAUCAAUAAGGUAAAAGGAAAAAAAAAAUCAUCACGAUUGACCAAGCCGAGCCCAAGAAAAAAUUUAAACCAGUUUGUGUGUGGGUGUGAGAGUGUGUGUGUGUGUGUGUGUGUGUGUGUGUGUGUGUGUGUGUGUGUAAGGGGAAGAUACCUCUUAUUUUCCCACCCUCAAUGGAUUUUCAAAGCAUUUAAUUUUUCCGAUGAUGAAAAAAAAAAGUGCUCAAGUGUUCCUUUCCAGAGAGCAUUGUUCUGAAAAAAACAAAACAAAAAAAAAAACACAAAAAAACAAAAAACUGUGACAAUCUUUUGGAUUGAUUCUUGACUGCUUUUCAGAGCAUGAGCAGAUAGCAACUUAUACCAAUACUUUCUGCUUCUUGUUUUCCUCCUCUACCUCUCUUCUCUCCAUUUCCCCCCACCCCUUGUCACAGUAUCUCCUUAUUGCUGUUCUCCUCUCUUCCACACUUUUGCAGGAAAAUACAACAAACAACAACAGAAAAACAAACAAACAAAAAAAAAACCCACCUUUGUAUUCUGCCCCCAUCCUACCUUCUGAAGACUAUUUUGAUUGCCUGUAUAUAAACCCUUGCUUUUGUGUCCAGUUGUUCCCCAGAUGUUUUUUCCUCUGCUCCUUUGACGGAACAUGAUAGGUCUUUUCAUUUGAAGAUUUUCCCUAUAACUGGCACCCUUUUGCCCCCUUCCCUUGCCCCCUCUGACCCUUCCAACUCACACAAGGAUUCCUAGGAGGAAAUGAAGGAGAAAGAAAAUUAAUACUUGUACUUAAUGGAAGAAAAACAAAAGAGACAAUGCAGACUAUUUUGCAUUUUCUUGUAUCAUUGUACAAAGUACAGAGGACGGGAGUGCAAUAUGGAGAGUGGCCCAGCUACUGAAAUAUGGGGGUUUCAAAAAGAUUCCCAGCCAGGAGUCAAGAAGUCAAUAUUGUACGUUAAUGUGAAUGUAUAUAGUAUUUGCAGAGGUCCAAAUAAUGAUAUUAAUGAUGAUAAUAAAGAAAAGAUGUUUGCCAAAUAAAAAUAAGAGAAACCACUGAAGUAUGUAAAGUUUAGGAAACAGGUUUUAAGGGAAAAAAAGUCAAAGUGUGGUCCUUGGGGAAGCAAUGGAUUUUUUGUUUUCGUUUUGACUUUGUUUUGUUUUUUAUUGUUGUUAUAUCCCAGAGUCACAAAAAUCUGUUCUUUUUUUGUAAUGGAAAGGGAGGAGUAAAUUUUGAAUCACUGCCACCAGGGUCGUUGUCCAAAGGAAAUUCUGGCAGAUGAAACUUGAGUCCAGAAAGCAAAUUGGGUGUAAUGGAUGGGACAAAGAAGAUGUUAAUAAUCUCUUUCUCUGUACACACACACCAUACAGCAUCCCUCUGCAGUAUAGGGCUCUGUUUGCCUGAGCGUUGUUACAUGCAUAGAGGCUUCGAUGUUCCAUAGGUAUCCCAAGAGCUAAGACUUCUUUAAAAUUAAAAUAGUUCUGUAGGGAAAUCCAGGGCUGUUUGUUCAUGGUUUCCUCAGAUUUUGGCCUCUGUUCUCUCCCAAGCAUUGAGCUUGUUGACUGUACCAAUAUCAGAUGUGUAUAUGAUAUAAAUCUCUCCCACUCCCUCUCCCAGUUCAUCCUCCCAUGCAUCCUCUUCCUCAUGACCCUUGAUUCCUUGUCCUCUUCCUUUCUUCCCCUGUAGCCAAGUCAUUUGGUGCUUCUUGAAGCCCAGUUACAUUGAGAACGGAUGUGUUUCCCUCUGGGUUUGAAGGAUGGAUGUGGGUUCCUUCGUUUAGGAAGAUCACUAGACAGAUAAGGUCUGCCACUUUGCUGAGCUGGGCAAGAUUGAUCUAAAAGGAAACCUAACAGUAUUUUCAGUCCCGAUCUCCAAGGAGCAAAAUCAGUGAGGCUGUGUGGUGAGUUCAGAUGGAUUAGUGCCUGACUCACUCCUGGAGAGACAGAGCUUGGGCCUUGAUUUGGGCUGAUUUCAGGACAUUUUCUCCCUGACCCCAAGUCAUUCCCUGUUAGGACUGUGGAAAGAAGGCACUGGCAGUUGAAGGGGUCAGAGGCCCAACCUUAAGGUGGGAUCGUUGGUAUUGGCAAAUUCCCCACUCUACUUGAGCAGAAGCAUCGUCCUCGGGACAGCAGGUUGAUUUAAAUUGCAUCUUUUCUGAUAGAGGAAUCCAAGAUCUAGAAGGGAAAUGAGGGAACCUUCUUUCCUGAGCAGAUCUCUACCAGGGUAGGCUCUGUGGCAUCCUCACUUAUUAAUGUUCCCAGAUUGCAUUUCCAGUGUAAAAUCCCCCUAAUCAUUUCUAUCAGGCUCCUUCCUCUCUGUCAGGCCCUAUAAUCAGAGAAUCCAUGGAAAGCAGCAGCUUUUCAACCAGCUAGGGCUGGACAGCUUCCAUACAGAAGGCAGAGCACGUUUCCAUGGUUCC
Molecule: messenger RNA, 7739 nt
Organism: Sarcophilus harrisii (Tasmanian devil)
Lineage: Eukaryota; Metazoa; Chordata; Mammalia; Dasyuromorphia; Dasyuridae
Gene: CBFA2T3
Product: CBFA2/RUNX1 partner transcriptional co-repressor 3
Exons: 13
Coding region: 2198-4117 (639 amino acids)
Biological process (GO): DNA-templated transcription; negative regulation of DNA-templated transcription
Cellular component (GO): nucleus
Molecular function (GO): transcription corepressor activity
Source: RefSeq, a predicted model, not a curated record